AUGAAUUCAAUCCCUCUUGAUCUUUUUUACGAGAUAUUCUCUAGACUGCCAGCCAAGUCAAUAGGGAGGUGCCGUUGCGUGUCGGAGCAAUGGAGGUCCAUACUUUGCAGUGCAGAUUUCACCGAGUAUUGCUCAACCAAUAGUCGUCCCAGUCUCUUAUUCGCCAUGCGUAAAUUUAACAGCAGUGCGUUUCUCUUCUUCUCCUCGCCUCAGAUUCAGUCGAGGCCGUCGUCCUUAGCCGCCCCCUAUUUUGAACUGAAUUUGCCGCUAUACUUUUGUGGUCAUGCCUCUGGUUUGUUUUGUUUCCGUCGUAUGAAAAUGACAACGAUGGAGAUGAGAGAGGAUACAGUGGAGCAUGUGAUAUGUAACCCAUGCAUGGGACAGUAUGUUUUCUUACCUAAACUGAAGACUACGAGUUAUCGUAGCUUUUUAGGGUUUGAUCCGAUUGACAAGGCAUUCAAGGUAUUGUCACCCUAUUCAUCAUCUUCUGCUUAUAUUUUGACAUUUGGAACUGGUGAAAGGAGGUGGAGAAAGAUACACUUUCCCUUGGACCAUAAGCCUUCGUCUGAAGGGAUAUGCAUCAAUGGAGCUUUAUAUUACUUGGCUCGAGAAGCCUAUGCUCCAACUAACUUUAUAGCCUGCUUUGAUGUUCGGUCUGAGAAAUUCAAGGUUAUUCAGGAGGAAAGACUUACUGAUUCGGAUGCAACAUUGAUAAACUACAAGGGUAAAUUAAGUGCGAUUAGUCUUAGCCAGGAAGAGGUGCGUAUAUGGGUUCUAGAGGAUGACGAGAAACAGGAUUGGUCGGAGUAUGCCUACACUCUCCCUGGUGAUAAAUUCCGUGACGUUGAAUGUGAUGUGUUAAAGGUUUACGUAGCUGGAGUGACGUCAGCUACAGGGGAAAUUGUUUUGAUGAAUCUAAACUAUCAGCACCCGCCGGGACCAUUUUAUGUUUUCUACUUCCAUCCCGAAAGGAACGUUAUCAAACGUGUUGAAGUCCAAGGUUUUGGGUGUCAUGGUGCAGUUGACGCCUUUGUAGACCAUGUAGAUGAUCUUAGGUUUGAUAUUAAAUCUUGGCAGCCGGAUGUUCCUAGGUUUGAAAGCAUUAACAAAUACAAUGCUCUGCGUCUUUUAGAGGAUAUGUGA
This is a messenger RNA of Raphanus sativus (radish), 1143 nucleotides long. RefSeq names its product putative F-box protein At1g33020. Lineage: Eukaryota; Viridiplantae; Streptophyta; Magnoliopsida; Brassicales; Brassicaceae. Gene Ontology annotation, molecular function: protein binding. Bases 1 to 1143 code for a protein of 380 amino acids. The record is from RefSeq and is a predicted model, not a curated record. The transcript has a single exon.